Molecule: messenger RNA, 2139 nt
Organism: Culex pipiens pallens (northern house mosquito)
Lineage: Eukaryota; Metazoa; Arthropoda; Insecta; Diptera; Culicidae
Product: histidine-rich glycoprotein-like
Exons: 2
Coding region: 964-1587 (207 amino acids)
Source: RefSeq, a predicted model, not a curated record
GACACACCGCGCAUUCUGUAUUAUUCACUGAAAACCACCUUCACUCGUACGUUGCCAUUUUCCGUUCAUUCCCACCACAAUCGCUGGUGGGAUUUUCCGCGGCGUGGGCACACUACUGCUGGAAAACGAUACUGGUUGCAUUUGGCUUUUCCCUUUUUUUCCUUCCUGGCCCAUCCUCGUGCAAAAGGGUAAAAUUUAUUCACUUUCCCUCCCCACGAGUGCGUGCACUGGCAAGAAGAAGUAACGGAAAUUUAUUGCGAUUCCCGCUGGAAAAAGGAAGAAAAGAAAAAAAAAUCGCGUGGUGUUAAUUAGUCCCGAGGUCGUAAAGUGUUUACGUGGAAAAUUCAUAAUCUUGCCCCCGGGGCGGUGGGAGUUACAAUGUUUGUUGUGCUUGGAUGUCAAUUUACAGCUCUCUCUCUCUCAUCGAGUGUGGCGAGAUGGAGAUUUGAUGGUUUGAAUCCCGUGCGCAAAAUUUGAUACGAUCGAUCGCGGUUUGUUGGCUGGCAAAGUAUAAAUAAUUUUAACUGUAAAUGUGCCACAACACUUGAAAGGGGCUGUGAGUGAGUAAUUGAUAUUGGGAUCGAUAAACACAAAAAUCCAAAACCGUUCGUCGUUGGAGUGGAGAAAAGUGAAGACUGGUUUAUUAUUAGAAGAAAAGCUGUACAUAUUUACGGUAGUCAUUGUAUCAAUGUGCGUAGUUAUUGGGUGGUGUUAGUUAAAGUUUAAAAAAAAUCUACAAAAUUUAACUGCAGUCUAGUGUAAUUAAAACUGUGUCUCUUUUUUGUUGAUCAUCGCUUAAAAAGUUGUUACACGUCGCUUUUAACGAGUUGUAGGAUAAAACCAACCAAAUAUUAAAUUUAUACAAGUGUAAAGUUAUCGUUGAAUCCAGUUACCACAAAACAAAAAAAUCAAAUUAAGAUCAAUUCUGAAAUAAGUAGUCAGUGCUAGGUGAGCCUCGUCGUCAUGGCCCAGUUCGUGACGCACAUCCAGCCGACGCUGAUGGAGGCCUCCCAGGGGCACAUGCCGCACCACCAUGGCCACCAGGUGGGCAUGCAGCACUCGUCCCAUCUGCCCCACAGUGGCCACAAUAUGCCGUCCCCUCCGACGGGGCACCACCAUCACUUGCACGGUCACGGGCACGGCCACCACGGGGCGAUCGCGCGCAGUGCCAGCCGGGAGAUUUCCAACGGCAAGUCCUCCAAGUCGCACCACUCAUCGUCGGGCGGUGGCCACCAUCACCAGCAGCAGCAGCAGCCCCUUUCGCCGAAACCGGCGGAAUCUUCCCAGCAGCAUCACCACCACCAUGCCGGGGCGCAUGAGCUGCAGCAGCAGUACCAUCAGCAGUACAGCCAUCAGCUGGCCCAGUAUCAGCACCAACACUACCAGCAUGGGCACCAGCAGCAUUUGGGUUCCGGUGGCAGUGCCGGAACGCACCACGGGCAUCAUCAUUCCAGUUCGGUGAGUGAAUCGAAAUCUCAAAUACAGUUUAGACAUCUUAUGAAGUAUUCGAGGAGACUGGCAUCAAAUUAUUUUUUUUAUUUUGCAUUUUUUGACACAACGUGGAGAGGCAGUAUUGCGAGUAUCUAAAUUGAUUGGUUACUAUUUAAAAUGAAUGUCCUUUGUCAUUCUGGUCAUGUCUGUAACAUAAAUAGGGUUAGUGAUUUUUCACGGCAAAAAAAUCGGCAUGCCAAUUACAAAACAUUGAAAUUUCACGACAAUUUCACAGUACUCUCAAACGUGCUUAAAAUGAACGUUAAAAUGUAAACUUUUAACAAAAUUAUUAUCAGAAAAGUGUCCUAAAAGUUAGCAGUAGUUCUAGAUACUAAAUAAAACCCUCUGUCACAAUUUAUUUAUUUGAAAAAGGAGUAUUGGAUUAAUGUCGGGAAAUUUUGCAGAAUUUUCGUCAGUUGAAUCCUAGAUUAUUUUUAUUAGGUCUUACAAACAAAUGUAAACAUUGAGUGUAUCCCGCUUACUCUAAUGAACGUUGACUCAAGGUGUGAAAGGGAUACACUCAAUGUUAACAUUUGUUUAUAGGACCCAAUAAAAAAAUCAUGAUGAUCGUAUGAUUCAGCUGUUUUAAUUUUAUUGAGAUUUUAUUAAAUAAAUUUGCUUAUAAACCUCCAAAACGAAGCACGUCCU